Molecule: messenger RNA, 1788 nt
Organism: Sugiyamaella lignohabitans
Lineage: Eukaryota; Fungi; Ascomycota; Dipodascomycetes; Dipodascales; Trichomonascaceae
Gene: NDE1
Product: NADH-ubiquinone reductase (H(+)-translocating) NDE1
Exons: 1
Coding region: 1-1788 (595 amino acids)
Molecular function (GO): NADH dehydrogenase activity
Source: RefSeq, a predicted model, not a curated record
AUGUUGGCCAGUCGGUUAGUCGCUCCUACUAGGAGAAUUGCACUUACUCCUGCUAUUGCUCAAAGAUCCUUUUACAAUUCUGCUUUGAGAUUACAAGAGAAGAAACCUGUCUCUGGUCCUUCGGCUACUCCAGUUACUCCUCCUUCUCCUGUUCUUAAGACUGAAGCUGUAACUAAAACUGCUACUACUCCUGUUGCUACUGGCUCUGCUGGUACUCCUCCUCCCCCUCCUCCCCCAAGCCCAAAGAAGAAGUGGGGUUUCUGGAAGACUACCUGGAGAAUCACCUAUGGAUCUGUAUUUGCUACUUUGAUCUAUGCUGGAUGGUCAAUCUACGAGACCAGACACCCUAGAGAGAACCAAUCUCCUCCUGAUCCUACUAAGAAGACCUUGGUUAUCCUUGGUAGUGGCUGGGGUUCCGUUUCACUUCUUAAGACUAUCAACACUUCCAACUAUAAUGUUGUUGUUGUUUCUCCCAGAAACUUCUUCUUGUUCACUCCUUUACUCCCUUCCUGCACCACUGGUACUAUUGAACACCGUUCUAUCAUGGAGCCCAUCCGUGGUAUUAUUCGUAACAAGGAAUCUGAUGUCACUUACUAUGAGGCCGAGGCCACCAAGAUUGACUAUGAAAACCGUGUUGUAACCAUUCGUGACCACUCUACUGAAGAUAGCAAGGACGAGAGACAACUCAAGUUUGACUACCUCGUUGUUGGUGUCGGUGCCAUGAACUCGACAUUCGGUAUCCCCGGUGUCCAAGAUCACGCUUGUUUCUUGAAGGAAAUCCCUGAUGCUCAAAAGAUUCGUAAGAAGAUCAUGGACUGCAUUGAGUCUGCUUCUUUCAAGAACCUUGAUGAUGCUGACCGUAAGCGUUUACUUCACACUGUUGUUGUCGGUGGUGGUCCCACUGGUGUCGAAUUUGCUGCUGAGUUGCAAGAUUUCUUUGAAGAAGAUCUCAAGAAGUGGAUUCCCGGUAUUGCCAAAGACUUCAAGGUCACUCUUGUUGAAGCUCUUCCCAAUGUCCUCCCUUCGUUUUCUAAGCAAUUGAUUGAUUAUACUGAAAGACAAUUCAAGGCUGAAAAGAUUAGUGUUUUAACCAAGACUAUGGUUAAGAAGGUUACCGAAGAUACUAUUAUUGCUGAAGCUACCCGUCCCGAUGGUUCCAAGGAGACCCUUGAGAUGCCUUAUGGUCUUCUCGUUUGGGCUACUGGUAACACCGUUCGUCCCGUCAUCCGUGAUUUGAUGGCUAACCUUGAGGCUCAAAAGAACUCUCGUCGUGGUCUUCUUGUCAAUGAAUACCUUGUAGUUGAAGGUACUGAGGGUGUGUGGGCUCUUGGCGACUGUACUGCCACUAAGUAUGCCCCCACUGCUCAAGUUGCUGCCCAACAAGGAUCCUACCUUGGUGGUCUCUUCAACCAGCUUGCUAGAGCUGAGGACCUUGAGCAAGAAGUUCGCGCUUUGGAGGCUAAGGCUAGCCAAACAGCUGAAGGCUCUGCUGAGCGUAAGUCUAUCUUAUCGGAAAUCGAGUCUCGCUCUAGACGUUUAAGACGUUCCAAGUCUCUUCUUCCCUUUGAGUAUUCUCACCAAGGUUCCUUGGCCUACGUCGGUUCCGAUAAGGCAGUUGCCGACCUCACUCUUUGGGCUGAAGGUAACUUUGCCUCUGGUGGUCGUCUCACUUAUAUGUUCUGGAGAUCUGCAUACCUUAGUAUGUGCUUUUCCAUGCGUAACAAGAUCCUUGUCCUCACCGACUGGGUUAAGGUCAAGGUUUUCGGUCGUGAUGUCUCUAGAGAAUAG